UAAGUUGAAAGUGACGAAAAUACCCUUGUCCAUUCAUAUAAAUUAGCAACGCAGCUGGUUUUGAAAAAUGUCUCACAAUAUAAUCUCUAUUUCUUAUUUUUUUAAUUAACUCCAAAACACUAUCAAUAUGGCUCUCUCCGACACGGUUCAAAUUGUCACCGAUGCUUUCAAAGGAGUUGGAGUGGAUGAGAAAUGUCUGAUAGAAAAUCUGGGAAAAUGGAAAGCUGAAGAAGGAAGUUCAUUCAGGAAGAGCAGUGAUUUGUUUGAAAAAGAUAACGAACGUAAUUUGGAGCACUGGCGAAAACAACAUCUCAAACACCUUCAAAACGAGUUCUUGCGUUUUAAUAAUGCUGUGGUUUGGUGGACGAUGCAUCCAUGGGAGAGAGAUGCUCGUUUGGUGAAGAAGGCCAUAAAACAGGGGUCUGAGUCGUACGGUAUACUUGUUGAGGUCGCAUGCAGUAGAUCAUCUGAUGAUCUCUUAGGUGCUAGAAAAGCUUACCAUUCUCUCUUUCAUCACUCUAUCGAGGAAGAUGUUGCUUUCAAACUCCACUCCACCCCUCAAAACAAGCUAUUGGUUGCACUAGUGAGUGCGUAUAGAUAUGAAGGUGGAAAGGUUAAGGAAGACCAUGCAAAAUCCGAUGCAAAAACUCUUGCUAGUGUCAUAAAGAAUAACACAGAGAAGAAGAGCCUUGUUGAAGAUGAACAAGUCUUGAGGAUACUAACCACAAAAAGCAAACUCCAUCUCAAGGAAGUGUGUGAACAAUACAACAAAAUUUCAGAUGGAAAGAACUUGGAUGAGGAUUUUGGUAUCACUGAUUUGAGGCUCCAAGAGACAGUACAAUGUCUAUGUGCUCCACAAAAAUACUUCACUAAGGUAUUGGAGCAAUCACUACAGAAUAAUGAUGGUAAUAAGAGAUUGAAGAAGGCAGUGACUAGAGUGAUUGUUACUAGAGCUGAUAAUGGUAUGAAGGAUAUUAAAGAAGAGUUUAAAAAGAAGCUUAGUGUUGAUCUCUCUACCAAAAUUGGUGAGACCUCAAAGGGAAACUACAAGGAUUUCUUACUUGCAUUGAUUGAAAGGGGACACUGAUAAUUUGGAGAAUUUGGAGAAUUCAUGAGUUGGUUUGUCUUAAUAAUUUGGAGAAUUUAAUAAAGUUGGUUUUCGAAUUAGUGUUUUCUCUCUAAUAUUGUUAUUCUUAUUCAGUUAUUAUGAUUUGGAGAGUUUCUCAGUUCUGUUUGUAAUUUUUCUUUUACCAAUGUAAUAAGUUAAUCAAA
Molecule: messenger RNA, 1272 nt
Organism: Cannabis sativa
Lineage: Eukaryota; Viridiplantae; Streptophyta; Magnoliopsida; Rosales; Cannabaceae
Product: annexin D4
Exons: 6
Coding region: 128-1087 (319 amino acids)
Cellular component (GO): cytoplasm
Molecular function (GO): calcium ion binding; calcium-dependent phospholipid binding
Source: RefSeq, a predicted model, not a curated record